Triticum dicoccoides is the source of this 662-nucleotide messenger RNA. Its product is annotated as U-box domain-containing protein 36-like. The record is from RefSeq and is a predicted model, not a curated record. Lineage: Eukaryota; Viridiplantae; Streptophyta; Magnoliopsida; Poales; Poaceae. Gene Ontology annotation, molecular function: ubiquitin-protein transferase activity. Gene Ontology annotation, biological process: protein ubiquitination. The transcript has 2 exons. Bases 166 to 417 code for a protein of 83 amino acids.
GCAGCAUUAAGAAAAGAUAAGUUGGAAGACAUAAUCGAUACUUCUGCUGGGGAAUGGCCACCUAAGUACACUAAAGAGUUGGCAAAACUAGCACUGAGAUGUUGUCGUUAUGAACGAAAGGAGCGGCCUGAUCUCGGAAAGGAGGUCUGGGAUGUCUUGGAAGCUAUGAUGAACUGCCCAGACGAUAAAUGCAAGCCACCAAAGUUUCUCAUAUGUCCAAUAACACAGGAGAUCAUGAAGGAUCCACACAUUGCUGCCGAUGGAUACACGUACGAAGGUGCGGCCAUCAAGCGCUGGUUUAAAAUGGGGAACAAAAUGUCCCCCGUGGCCCGCGUCAGCUUCGCGAACCAUGAGUUGAUACCAAACAACGCCCUCCGCUUUGCAAUUCAAGAAUGGAAAAAGCGACAGCAACCAUGAUUUCUUAACCUCGGAUUUUAUUUGUGUUAUGAUGCCAUCAUGUUUAUGACUCGAAGCAAAUAAAAAAUGACUCCAAGUGUGUAUGGACGGCCUGGACUGUAAGGAGUAUUAGCAUUAAGUCUGGGAGUCCUAUUAGGCUAUAUUUUAUGUCCUUGUAUCCCAUGUCUUGUGUAAACAUAUGAAAACUCAUGUGUACUCCUGGGAGUAUGUACUCUCGCUUUUCAUAUACCACACAGAUGAUGCCA